AUGGAAAAAUGUAAUAUAUUUUUUUUAGACACAAUGGACUGUGUUUUUGGUUGUGAUAUAAGGCCAAACACUCAGUUUUAUUAUUUUCCAAAUGAUUCAAAACUAUGUAAGCAAAGGCUAUCAGUCUGUGGAUUUGAUAAAAAAAUAGACACAAAAAGAGUUUUUAUUUGUGGCCAACAUUUUGAUGAUGAUUGCUUUAAUAUUAAAGUUGAUAAUACAAGGACAUUAAAAAAUGAUGCCAUCCCCAGCAUAUUUUUUCCUCAUUUACACAACCAAACAAAUAUGGAUACAAACUUCUGCGUAAAAAUGCACGACAAUACUAAAAUUUCUGAAAAUAAAGAUUUUAUAAAUAAUGUUUCCACAGUAGAGGAGAGCAAAGUAGAUUUGGAAAAAUACAAAAAAUUAACAAAAAUAAAGUUAAAAACCCUAGAAAUGGCAAAAAAAUCAUAUGAGGAUUCAUUACAUAAAAUACAAAACAAAAACAUUUAUUUAAACAACAAAAUAAAAAAACUACGGCAUGAUAAAAUACUUCUAAACAACUCCCAGAUGACCCAAAUUGAAGAAAAACAAUUAUUACAAAAAGUAUUUACAAAAUCACAAAUUAAAGUUCUUGAAACUGGCAUUGCCAAGACUCGAUGGACUGAUCAGGAUAUGGCUAUAGGAUACAUGAUAAAACAGCUUGGAAAUAAAAAUUCCUAUCAAUAUUUGAACAAAAACUUAAAAAUUCCUUUACCCGGUGUUUCCAGCAUACACCAUUGGAUGUAUGAAGGCUUAAAAUUGCAAAAAAAACAAUCUCACAAUGAUGGAGCAAGUAGCUCUAAUGGUUGA
Molecule: messenger RNA, 828 nt
Organism: Brassicogethes aeneus
Lineage: Eukaryota; Metazoa; Arthropoda; Insecta; Coleoptera; Nitidulidae
Source: the annotation of a GenBank genome assembly